This is a messenger RNA of Mercenaria mercenaria, 1209 nucleotides long. RefSeq names its product myosin, essential light chain, adductor muscle-like. Gene Ontology annotation, molecular function: calcium ion binding. The record is from RefSeq and is a predicted model, not a curated record. Gene Ontology annotation, cellular component: muscle myosin complex. NCBI's taxonomy places the organism in Eukaryota, Metazoa, Mollusca, Bivalvia, Venerida, Veneridae. The transcript is spliced from 6 exons. Bases 129 to 596 code for a protein of 155 amino acids.
UACGGCAAAUAAUGGAAUAAGCCAAUUAUAAGAAAAGGUAAAAAGGCUGGUUUGCCAAGCAAAUUUCGGAUUUUACCUGAGCUUUCUGUUGGAUCAUAACGUGUUACUAGCCUCUCAAACAAUACAAAAUGAGCGGUUUAUCUGAAGGUGAAAUCGAAGACGCUCGUGAGGUGUUCGACCUCUUCGAUUUCUGGGAUGGUCGUGACGGUGAGGUAGAUGCUUUUAAACUUGGAGAUCUUCUCAGAUGUCUGGGCCACAACCCAACCAACGCCAUUGUAUCCAAGCAUGGCGGUACCGAAAAGAUGGGAGAGAAAUCCUACAAAUUUGAAGAAUUCAUUCCACUGUACAAAGAAUUGAUGAAUGAGAAAGACACUGGAACUUUCGCAGACUUCAUGGAAGCUUUCAAGACCUUUGACAGAGAAGGCCAGGGUUUCAUUUCCGGCGCCGAGCUCAGACAUCUCCUCACAUCUCUCGGUGAGAAAUUGACCGAUAUGGAAUGUGACGACAUCUUGAGAUAUAUUGACCUCACAGAAGAUUUGGAGGGCAAUGUCAAAUACGAAGAAUGCAUCAACAAAGUGAUGGCUGGACCCAACUAAGUUCAACGAAACAAAAAAGACUUUUUAUAAAAAACUUUACAUCCAAGACAUCAUCUUUCAUUUUAGUAACAUGUAAAAUUCCAGUGUAAAAAGGCAUUCGGGUGUUACACCAAGUCAGACUUCGUUAUUUCGAACAAUCAAAGGCGACCCCAGGACUAGGAGCUCCUACGCCAAGGACGGACUUACAUGUCACGUGACCCAACUGAGAAUAAAAAUUGUAACAUGCUGACAAUUUUGUUUAAAAACAAUAGAAUUAAGCCUCGUUUUGAAAGUCUAUCGAUAACAUCUUUAUUUGUAAAUCCGUUCUUGCAACACAAUGUUUAUAAAGGCCGCAAUUUGCCGUGUGUAAUUGUUUUUAUAUUUUGUUGAUUUACUGUUAUUUAUUUGAAUAUAUUAAACAUCUUUAACCGGUACCGGUUACAGCUGCUAGUUAUUCACGUGCCAUAUUGACACGUGAUGUUAUGCUGAAACUGUGAUUGGUGUAUGAAUGUGAAAUUGUAAAAUAAAACGAGGAAUACGAUCAAAGUAUGGGUAUCCCUUAAGAAUCCUCGGUGUGCAAUAUUAUAGCAGUGAUAAUAAAAGUAUUUAAUAAUAUAUUUUUUCCCAAACAAAA